AUGGCCUCUCUCAAACCUCCAUUCACCCUCGCGACAGCCAGGGAAAAGGUCAAAUUCGCCCAAAACAUGUGGAACAGCUGUAACCCCAAGCAAGUCUCCAACGGCUACACGGCCAACUGCGUCUGGCGCAACCGGGACCAAUUCUUCGUGGGCACCGAGAAGAUCGUCGAGUUCCUGACGAAGAAAUGGGAGAAGGAAGCCAGUUAUCGCCUGCGAAAGGAACUGUUUGCCUUCACCGACGACAAGAUCGCCGUCCAGUUCUGGUACGAGUAUCAAGACCGGCACGACGGGAUGAAGUGGAAGAGGACCUACGGCCUCGAGGACUGGACUUUUGACCGGGAGACGGGCAAGAUGAGGAAGCGCCAGAUGAGUGCCAACGACAUUCUUCUGGGCCGGGAUGGCGACGGCGUGGCCGUGCCCGACGAAGGGAUUCAAGGACGAUGGUAUGUUGACGGCGUUGAUGUUGAUGACGAGAGUGUGACGCAAAAGAUCACCGAGGCUCAUUGGUAA
Molecule: messenger RNA, 510 nt
Organism: Exophiala spinifera
Lineage: Eukaryota; Fungi; Ascomycota; Eurotiomycetes; Chaetothyriales; Herpotrichiellaceae
Exons: 1
Coding region: 1-510 (169 amino acids)
Source: RefSeq, a predicted model, not a curated record